Messenger RNA from Diaporthe amygdali, 204 nucleotides. RefSeq names its product multicopper oxidase. The coding region runs from base 1 to 204 and encodes 67 amino acids. The transcript has 2 exons. The record is from RefSeq and is a predicted model, not a curated record. Lineage: Eukaryota; Fungi; Ascomycota; Sordariomycetes; Diaporthales; Diaporthaceae.
AUGGGUCGGCGGUCAGGGCGCGAUGGAUUUCACUGGAAGGACAUCGAGGACGCGAUUGCCAAUGAUGGAGACGAGUAUUUCAACCUCUUCGACCCGCCCUACAGAGACGGUUUCACACUCUAUGGGGGAGAGGGUCAUCUCGUUGUUGUCCGCUAUGAGAUCAAUUUCCCUGCGUUCCCGACACGCCACGGUCCUCUGGACUGA